AUGGCUGAUGAUGAGGAUUACGAAAUUGAAAUGGAUGCUGAUGAUUACGGUGAUGAUGAUCAGAUGGAUGACUUGGAGUUGGAACCUGCGGAUGAUGAUGUUGAAAGAAUGCAAGUUUUGGAGGGAGAAGGGAAAACGCCAUCUGCAGAUCGUGUCACAACUCCAUUUAUGACGAAGUAUGAACGAGCUCGGAUUCUAGGUACCAGAGCACUUCAAAUUGCCAUGGGUGCCCCAGUUAUGGUGGAAUUGGAAGGUGAAACAGAUCCAUUGGAGAUCGCACGCAAAGAGCUAAAGCAUCAGAAGAUACCGUUGAUUGUAAGAAGGUAUCUUCCUGAUGGUUCAUUUGAAGACUGGAGUAUAGAUGAACUGGAUGUGACCGAUUGGUGA
Messenger RNA from Thelazia callipaeda (thelaziosis nematode), 387 nucleotides. The record is from the annotation of a GenBank genome assembly. NCBI's taxonomy places the organism in Eukaryota, Metazoa, Nematoda, Chromadorea, Rhabditida, Thelaziidae.